AUGCCGACAGACAAGGACAGGGACAAAGGUUAUCGGUGUACCCCUGGAACAUAUUGCCCUGAAGGGUCCAGUAGUGAACAGAUGUGUCCUGUAGGAACGUACGGGCUUCAAACUGCCGCAACAGGCAUUGACGCAUGUGCUCCUUGUCCAGUAAGCAGCAUGGCUUCAGACUAUCGCGUGGAAGCAGAAAGGCACCAAAACUCCCCUAAAGAUUUCAUUAUAAGCAAGGGAAUGCAGACCUCAGCGAUCAGGAUGGGGUGGAGCCUUGUCAGCAGACGCGGCGAAAAGUCUCUUGAUGAGGUCUGCGACGAAGCGUGCAGGGAAACACGCCCUCAGCUGAUCCUGAAGGAAUCUACAUUAAUCGUAGACAAUCCUGAAACGAGUGACGGUGAUAAAGAGUUCGACCUAGAAGAUCUCAUUGAGCACACCGGGCUUGCUACCGGCUCUUACGAUUGCACGGAGACUCAAGGCUGCACUGUUCGGAUGUUUGAUACAACGCUAGGUAGGCAUCAUGCAUGA
This is a messenger RNA of Eimeria tenella, 519 nucleotides long. RefSeq lists its product as uncharacterized. NCBI's taxonomy places the organism in Eukaryota, Apicomplexa, Conoidasida, Eucoccidiorida, Eimeriidae. Bases 1 to 519 code for a protein of 172 amino acids. The transcript has 3 exons. The record is from RefSeq and is a predicted model, not a curated record.